CACUGUGACCCCUCACGCCUGUUGCUGUCCCACUCACUCAGGACCAGUGAGUGUGUGUGCCCCGUGCUGCAGAUCCCGGGUCGUACCGUGCUCCGGCGGCAGAGCUCGGAAGAUUGGAAGGUUAACCAGGCUUAGAGAGAAGCUUGUUCCAUGACUCGGGGCCCGUCACCAUGGCAUACAGAUCACGCUUUUCAUUCUGGGAGACUAAGGUUAAAGUUGAGAACAAGCCAGAUUCGGAUGUGGAGAGUAGUCAGCCUCAGGCAGACACCAAACCUGGGCUGGACACAGGAAGUGGUCCACAGUUGACUGCAUCAACAGCUGAGGCGUCCAACAGUAACGUUGCCAUGGUCGGCCCAGACGAGGAGCAGAGUUCCAGCGGUAAAAAGGUGGUGAAGGUGGUGAGAAGGGUUGUUAGACGUGUGGUUCCUGCCGGGACCGAAGAGCAGAACCAGCCGGCUGUUCCCCUGUUGGCCAAGGCUGUGCCCAAAACCACCAGGGCUGCUGGGGUGGAUAAGGACGAUAUCUCCAUGGGCCUGACCAGCCUCAUGGGCCGCAGUCGAACCAAGGAGCACCGGCCUCGCACCCGCACCCAAGACCGCAAAGAGGACGAGAAGGAGGAGGUGGCGCAGGAGGAUGAGAAAGGAAAGGUUGAGGAAGAGGAGGAGAUACCCUCAGUGGAAACACCAGAGGAGGCCCCAGCACCCACUGCUCCAGCACCAAACCCUGCACCGCCAAAGUUGAACCCCCUCGCUCCUCCAGCUGGGUUCAUCCCUGCACCCAAGCCGGACCCUUUGGCCCCGCCGGCCGGUUUCAUCCCGGUCUCCAGGCAGAAUCUCUUGUCUCCUCCGCCGGGGUUCAUUCCUGCCCGGAAGCCCAGUCCGGUGCCGCCGAAACAGACUCCCCUGCCGAGAGCUCCCGGAUUCGUCCCCAUCACAAAGACGGACCCCCUGGCUCCUCCUGCCGGGUUCAUCCCGAAGCCUCGUGUAGUGGCGGUGAAGAAACCGGAGGUAACUGAGACAUCCCCCCCCCCUGUGGCCCCCACUGGUAAACCGUCCCCUGUUGCUGUGCCUCAGGCCCAGUCUGCACCAAAUGGCGUGAAGGUCCCAGAGCUGAUUCCCACCGAGCAAGACUACAAGCGUGUGAGGAGGAUCUUCAACGCCACCGGCAAUGAUCGUGCCAGAGGCCACAAAUCCUGUCAGUCCAAGCUGGUGGAAGACCCCGUGGCCAUCCUUCAGGCGGCGCACUCGGCUGCGGCAAAGGGAAAGACCGAGGAGCAGAUAACAGCAGAGAGAGUCUGGUACAACACCGAGAAAGUAUGGCUCGUCCACAAGGAUGGAUUUUCAUUGGCAACUCUCCUGAAGACAGAGGCGGGCAGUCUGCCAGAGGGGAAGGUGAAAAUCCGCCUGGAGAGUGACGGAUCUUUAUUGGACGUGGAUGAGGACGAUGUGGAGAAGGCCAACCCUCCGAUGUUUGACCGAGUGGAAGACCUGGCCUCGCUGCAGUAUUUGAACGAGUCGAGCGUGAUGCACUCCCUGCGGCAGCGCUACGGCGGCAACCUGGUGCACACCCACGCCGGGCCCAACAUGGUGGUCGUUAACCCCAUCAGCAACCCCUCCAUGUACUCGGAGAAGGUGAUGCAAAUGUUCAAGGGCUGCAGGAGGGAGGACACCGCCCCUCACAUUUACAGCAUGGCCCAGGCCGCCUAUCGCAACCUGCUGACAACUCGCCAGGAUCAGUCCAUUGUGUUGCUGGGCAAGAGUGGCAGUGGCAAGACCACCAACUGUCAGCACAUCAUCCAAUAUCUGGUUACCGUCACCGGCAGCACCAGCAAAACCUUUUCCACUGAGAAGUGGCAGGCAGUCUACACCGUUUUGGAGGCGUUUGGAAAUGCCUCGACGUGUAUGAAUGGGAAUGCAAGUCGCUUCUCUCACAUUGUUUCCUUGGACUUUGACCAGGCGGGCCUGGUGACCUCAGCCUCUAUCCAGACGAUGCUUCUGGAGAAGAUGAGGGUGACAAGGAGACCAGAGGGAGAGUCCACUUUUAACGUCUUCUACUACCUGAUGGCCGGGGUCGACAGCUCUCUUAGGACCGAGCUGCACCUCAACCACUUUGCUGAAAACAAUGCAUUUGGAAUCAUGCCUCAGACAAAGACUGAGGACAAGCAGCGGGCCUCGCAGCAGUUCUCCAAGCUGCAGGCAGCCAUGAAGGUCCUGGGGAUCAGCGGCGACGAGCAGAGGGCCUUCUGGCUCGUCCUCGGGGCCAUUUGCCAUCUCGGAGCCGCAGGAGCUACCAAGGCUGGCAGGAGACAAUUUGCACGUCACGAGUGGGCCCAGAAGGCGGCCUACCUGCUGGGCUGCACCCUGGAGGAGCUCUCCUCCUCCAUCUUCAAGCACCAGGCCAAGGGCACCCUGCCCAGAGCCAGCGCCGCCCGCCAGGCUUCUGAGGAGAACGGCACAGCGGAUGCAGGAUCCAAGGCUACAGCCAUGGAGUGUUUGGAGGCUCUGGCAUCUGGGCUCUACUCUGAACUUUUCACUAUCCUCAUUUCUCUGAUAAACCGGGCCUUGAAAUGCAGCCAGAACUCCCUGUGCUCCCUGCUCAUUGUGGACACGCCAGGCUUUCAGAACCCCAGGCUGGCGAAGCGCGAGUGCGGCGCCACCUUUGAGGACCUCUGUCACAACUACACUCAAGAGCGUCUGCAAGCUCUCUUCUACCAACGCACCUUCGUCCAGGAGCUGGAGCGAUACAAGGAGGAGAACAUAGAGCUCGCUUUGGAUGACACAGAGCCCAGCACAUCUCUCUCUGUAUCAGUGGUCGACCAAGCCUCCAGCCAAGCUCUGGUACGGACAGUUCGAACAGACGAGGCGCGGGGCCUGUUGUGGCUGAUGGAGGAGGAGGCGGUGCAGCCCGGGGGAUCAGAGGAGACGCUGCUGGGUCGUCUCUUUAGCUACUAUGGACCUGCCGAGGGGGAGAGUAAAGGUCACACCUUCCUCUUGAAGAGCGAGAAGGAAAACCAUUUCCUGUUGGGGCACAGUCAUGGGACCGACUGGGUGGAGUACAACGUCUGCGGAUGGCUCAACUACGCCAAACUGAAUCCUGCCUCGACCAACGCCACCAGCCUCCUGCAGGACUCCCAGAAGAAGAUCAUCAACUCGCUGGUCAUGGGGCGAUCAGGUGGAGCCACUGUUUUGUCCGGUUCCAUCGCCGGUCUCGAGGGCGUCUCCCAGCUGUCCUUGCGACGGGCCACCAGCAUGAGAAAGACCUUCACCACAGGGGUGGCUGCGAUCAAGAAGAAGUCCUUGUGCAUCCAGAUAAAGCUUCAAGUGGAUGCUCUUCUUGACAUGGUGCGGAGGUCCAGGAUUCACUUUGUUCACUGCAUACUGCCCAAGGCCGAUGCCCUGAAGGCUCUGAGCGGAUCCCUGUACAAAGCAGGGGAAAGCGAGGCUCAAGGAGAGAGUGGAGAUCCGGGCCUAAUGCAGCUCGAUGUGGCCUUGCUGCGCGCUCAGCUGCGCGGCUCCAAGCUGCUUGAUUCUCUCCGGAUCUACAGGCAAGGUUACCCCGAUCACAUGGUGUUCUCCGAGUUCCGGCGGCGAUUCGACGUGCUGGCGCCGCACCUCACCAAGAAGCACGGCAGGAAUUACAUCGUGAAGGACGAGAGGAGAGCUGUGGAGGAGCUCCUCGAGUCCUUGGAUUUGGAGAAGAGCAGCUACCACAUGGGUCUGAGCAGGUUGUUCUUCAGGGCUGGCACUCUGGCUAAGCUGGAGGAGCAGAGGGAUGAGCAGACCAAGCGCAAUAUGACCCUGUUCCAAGCGGCCUGCAGAGGCUACCUGGCACGGCAGGCCUUCAAGAAGAGAAAGGUUCAGGAUCUGGCAAUCCGCUGCAUCCAGAAAAACAUCCAGAAGAACCGUGGUGUGAAGCACUGGCCCUGGUGGAAGCUCUUCACUACAGUCCAGCCGCUUAUCAAGGUCCAGCUCACCGAGGAGCAGAUGCGAGGCAAAGACGAGGAGAUGCAGCUGCAGAAGUCCAAGCUCGAGAGGAUGGAGAAAGAGCGAAAUGAGCUGAGGCUGAACACGGAUCGAUUGGAGAGCAGGAUUGCAGACUUGUCGGCGGAGCUCGCAGACGAGAGGAGCACGAGUGAGUCGGCAUCGCAGUUGCUGGAGACGGAGACUUCAGAGAGACUCCACCUGGAGAAGGACAUGAAGGAUCUGCAGGCCAAGUUUGACGCCAUGAAGAAGCAAUUAGAGUCGCAGGAAAUGGAGGUGAUGGAAGCUCGCCUCAUGAAGACGGCCGAUCUCAACGGGGAGAUGGACAGCGACGAUGAUGCUGGAGGCGAGUGGCAGAUAAAAUACAACAGAGCCAUUCGGGAAAUGGAGUUCACCAAGAAGAAACUCCAGCAGGAGUUUGAUGAAAAGCUGGAGACAGAGCAGCAGAGCAAGCGACAUGCUGAGAGGAGGUUGGCUGAUCUGCAGACAGAUAAUGAGGAUGUGCAGCGCUCUGUGCAGCAGCUGAAGAAGAAGUGCCAGAAACUGACGGCGGAGCUGCAGGAUACCAAGCUUCACCUGGAGGGACUGCACAGCCGCAACCACGAUCUGGAGAAGAAGCAGAGGAAAUUUGACAUGGAGCAGAACCAGUCCCAGGCUGAGGUGCAAAGAGAAAGGAGCCACAGGGAGAAACUGGCUCGAGAGAAAGACAUAAUGACUGGUGAGAUGUUUAACCUCCGCCAGCAGCUGCAGGACAAGGACGGCGAGUUGUGCGCCACAAAUAUGAAGGUGCAGCAGCUGGAGGCUGAGCUUCAGGACGUGUCCUCCCAGGAGUCCAAGGAAGAAGCCUCUCUGUCCAAGGUCAAGAAGCAGCUUCGCGACCUUGAGGCAAAGAUGAAAGACCAGGAGGAGGAGCUGGACGAGCAGGCCGGAAGCAUCCAGAUGCUGGAGCAGGCAAAGCUGCGGCUGGAGAUGGAGAUGGAGAGACAGCGGCAGACCCACUCCAAAGACAUCGAGAGUAAAGACGAAGAAGUGGACGAGAUCAGGCGAUCCUGCAGUAAGAAGCUGAAACAGAUGGAGGUGCAGCUGGAGGAGGAGUACGAGGACAAGCAGAAAGUGCUACGCGAGAGACGAGAGCUGGAGUCCAAACUGCUCACCGCCCAGGACCAGGUGAGCCAGAGGGACGUGGAGACUGAGAAGCGGCUGAGGAAAGACCUGAAGAGAACCAAAGUCCUUCUGGCUGAUGCACAGAUUAUGUUGGACCACCUGAAGAGCAACGCCCCUAGCAAGAGAGAGAUCGCCCAGCUCAAAAAUCAACUGGAGGAGUCGGAGUUCACCUGCGCGGCGGCGGUGAAGGCUCGAAAGAGCAUGGAGCUGGAAAUAGAGGACCUGCACAUCCAAAUGGAGGAUGUGGUCAAAUCUAAGAUGUCGCUGGAGGAGCAGCUCAGCCGGCUCCAGAGAGAGAAGAACGACCUGCAGUCUCGCAUGGAGGAGGAUCAGGAGGACAUGAAUGAGCUGAUGAAAAAACACAAGUCUUCAGUCGCCCAGUCUGCCAGGGACUUGAGCCAGAUCACUGACCUGCAGGCCCAGCUGGAAGAGGCCACAAAGGAGAAGCAGGAGAUCCAGGAGAAGCUUCACUCCGCGCAGAGCCAGCUCGAGUUCCAAGAGCAGUCCAUGGUGGAGAAGUCCCUGGUGAGCCGCCAGGAGGCCAAGAUCCGCGAGCUGGAGACCAAGCUGGAGUACGAGAGGACACAGAUCAAACGCCUGGAGAGCCUGACGGGUCGCCUGAAGGAGAACCUCGAAAAGAUGUCGGAGGAGCGAGCCCAGUACGUCGCUGCGGAAAACAGGGAGAAGGAGCAGAACAAGCGAAUGCAGCGGCAGGUGCGGGACAUGAAGGAGGAAACGGCCGAGCUGUCCAAGAAGGAGGGCGAGGCGAGCCGGAAGAAGCACGAGCUGGAAAUGGACAUCGAGAGCUUGGAGGCGGCGAAUCAGAGCUUACAAGUGGACCUUAAGCUGGCCUUCAAGAGGAUAGGCGACCUGCAGGCUGCGAUCGAGGACGAGAUGGAGAGCGACGACAACGACGACUUAGUCAACAGUCUGCAAGACAUGGUGACAAAAUAUCAGAAAAGAAAGAACAAAACCGGGGAUGAGACAGACACCGAUUCAGAGGUGGAGGACCGGGUGGAUGGAGUGAAGUCUUGGCUUUCGAAGAACAAAGGCUCCACCAAGACGCUGUCAGACGAGGGAAGCCUGAAAAGCACCAGAUAUUCCGCAAAUGCAGAUGCCAAGGAGGUAAAAGAAGGUAAGGAGAAGAUGAGUGACAUCAGUAAAGAUGGGAAAGAAGCAGAGCAGAGCAGAUCUGUGUCUGUCAUGAGCUCCCUGAGCUACAGGAAGCGCGCCAACCUGAAAGACUCCAUCGGGGGAACAGGUGAUGAGAACUUCCUGUUUAGCACUCUCAAAGAACAGCCUGACGCGCCAGACCACGCCUCAAUCCGUAAAGCCAAGUCUAGGUCUGGAGAGCUGCAGGACGAUAGGAGGAAGAGCCAGGCGCAGGAAGACUUGGACGACAAAGGCUCUGUCAUCUCCAUGGCCUAUUCGGAGGCCACGAGCAGAGCCAGGAAGGGCCUGGAGUCCCGCUGGACCUCCCGGACCAGCCCCGAUUUUGAUAAGGAGUCCAUGGUGUCAUCUGUGGCUCCCAGCAGGUUGUCCACCAGGAGGAGCAUGUUGGACAUGGAUGAUGACAAUAAAUCAACUAUCAGUAGUGUGAGCCGCACUAGCCCCAGAUCACUACAUCGCAGCACUUCUUGGAAAGAUGAUAGGAGGAGUAGCUCCCGCUUGUCCCUGGCCCGCAGCUGCGGCCUCAGUGAAUUUGGCCUGAAUGUUCGUGACGGUGAGGAUGAUGACGAUGAUGCCAAAAGCAUAGCUUUUAGUGAAGGGGGGACUUCAGCUUACAGUCCUCGAUCCACAAGUCGCAGCUGUUCUACCCCAGCUCAACCACGGUCCUCAAGCAGCAACCCAACAGAUCUCUCCGACAUUAAAACAGUCACCCACCGCAACUACUUAGAUCCCGACCUUGAGGCUGCCAUCAAUGAGGUGCUGAGCUUCAAACCCAUUAAAUUCAAGCGCAGCAAACUUGAUGACUCAAGCGAUGAGGAGGAGGAGGAUGAGAAGAAGGUGCCAGGCAGUGAGAGGGGAGAAGACGAGGGGCUCGGCUGCAGCUCAUCCAGCGUGCGGCGCUCCGCAUCAGGCUCGGCUGUGGACUACGGCAGCCGGCCUUCCAGUACCCUGAGUGCCAGCAGAGCCCGCAGUCGCAAAGACAAAAAGAGUAGAGCCUCUCCAUCAGAUGACUCCUCCUCAGACGAUCGUCACAGCAGAAAGAGCUCAAGGAGGAAGAAGGACAAGAAGUCCAAGAAGAGAUCGAGUAGGAAGCAGAGCGAGUCCGAGGAUUCCUCUUCUUCCUCAGAGUCAUCGGAUUCCUCCUCCUCCUCCUCCUCCUCCGACUCCACCAUCUCCUACCGCAGCUCCAGCAGUGUCAAACGGGCCAAAAAACACCCGUCUGAUGAUGAGGCGGCAGGGCGUGGGCCAACUGGCAAGAAGGAAUCCAAGAAGAAGCAGAAGAAAGUGGACAACACGGUGAUGAAGUAUCUCUACAAGCCUGACAGUGACUGAUACCAACAGUAAGCCCUCCCGUGUACCGGAGACACCUGGGCGCUGGCAGAUCGGAUGAAGAAGACGAGGCAGACAGAGGCUCCAGCAGGCAGUCACUGGGGCAGAGAGACAGCGAUGGCUUAUUGGCAGAGAGCGCGACGUAACCCGGAGGCG
Platichthys flesus (European flounder) is the source of this 7799-nucleotide messenger RNA. Its product is annotated as unconventional myosin-XVIIIa-like. Lineage: Eukaryota; Metazoa; Chordata; Actinopteri; Pleuronectiformes; Pleuronectidae. Bases 171 to 7646 code for a protein of 2491 amino acids. Gene Ontology annotation, cellular component: myosin complex. Gene Ontology annotation, molecular function: ATP binding; cytoskeletal motor activity; protein binding. The transcript has 48 exons. The record is from RefSeq and is a predicted model, not a curated record.